AUGCCUUCUGCUCCGCUCAACUCUGGCUUCGUCCUCCAGGACGACCCUGCGACGCCCCGCACCGAAGCGACCGUCUCCUUCCGCGACAUUCUCCCCAAGCCCGACCACCCUCGCAUUGCCGGCAUCGCAGACCACACCGCGCUCAGCUGGUGCGAGAGCAGAAAGGCUGUCGAGGCUCCCGCCUGGCUGAUCAACCGCCUCGACGUUCGCAACAUCGGACGACCGUACAGGGGCUUCUCGGCAGACGGGCAUCCUGACCCGAGCAUCUUCCGCUACGAGGAAGACGAGGGUGCCCCGGUUGAGGCUGCGGUGCAUGCCGUCAACAGGCUGCUCGACGCACUUCCGGCGGAUCUGAGGAAGGAGGUUGUCAAGGGAGACGUAGCGACGGACGACGAGUUCAGGGCUUGGAGUAACCCGGAACUGUACGUAAACCCAGGUGGCAUUCGCCUCGACGAGACGAGCACCGAGAUCAAGGACCGCAUCCACGACGUCCUCAAAGCGUCGCUCUCGCCCGAAGGAUACAAGAAGGCCCUCGGCUGCACCCUGACGAACCACUUCCUCGGCGAGCUCGUCAACGGCAGCAACGUCCUGAACAAGCACUCGUACAACUUCCGCCUCUUCCUCCCGCCUGCCACUCGUCGUCCCUCGCUUACCGAUCCCUGGGGAUGGACCUUCUUCGGCCACCACCUCUGCCUCGCCGUCUGCUUCGUCGGCAAGCGGAUGGUCAUCGGUCCGACGUUCAUGGGUGCUGAGCCGGACAGGAUCGAUGUCGGCCCGCACGCAGGACUGCGGCUCUUCUCGCAGGAGGAGAUUCGGGGGCUCAACUUGAUGCGGAGCUUGAGCGAGGAGAACCAGAAGAAGGCGCAGAUUAGCGUGGGAAUGACAAUGUCUGAAGGGCUGGCAGAGGACCGAUGGAACCCCUUUGACGAGCGACACCUCGGCGGCGCACACCAAGACAACCGCAUCGUUCCAUACGAAGGCUGUCAGAUCUCGCUCUUCACGCCCGAGCAGCGCGACGAGAUCUACGCCAUCCUGCGGGUUUUCAAUAUCUACCUCCCGGAAGUCCCGCUCGAGCACCGGAUGCGCCGCCUCCGGUCGUUCGAGGACCAGACGUACUUUGCGUGGAUUGGCAAGUUUGACCUUGGCUCGCCUUACUACUUCCGCAUCCACUCGCCCGCGACGUUUUGCGAGUUCGACUUCCACUGCGGCAUCUUCCUGACCAACACCUCGCCCGCCAAAUGCCACAUCCACACCGUCAAUCGCCUGCCGAACUGCGAAGACUACGGCAAGGCGCUCGUCCAGCAGUGGCAGCGCGAGCAGGAGGCCGAGGGCGUCGAGGUGCAGAUGAGGGUGGUCCGGCCUAAUUGA
This is a messenger RNA of Rhodotorula toruloides NP11, 1368 nucleotides long. RefSeq lists its product as uncharacterized. Lineage: Eukaryota; Fungi; Basidiomycota; Microbotryomycetes; Sporidiobolales; Sporidiobolaceae. The transcript has 4 exons. The record is from RefSeq and is a predicted model, not a curated record. The coding region runs from base 1 to 1368 and encodes 455 amino acids.